Molecule: messenger RNA, 1358 nt
Organism: Helicoverpa armigera (cotton bollworm)
Lineage: Eukaryota; Metazoa; Arthropoda; Insecta; Lepidoptera; Noctuidae
Product: TBC1 domain family member 13
Exons: 9
Coding region: 115-1272 (385 amino acids)
Biological process (GO): intracellular protein transport; activation of GTPase activity
Molecular function (GO): GTPase activator activity
Source: RefSeq, a predicted model, not a curated record
GUUCAGGUUUGUAUUGUAUAUCUGUAACAUUUGCUGUCAGACAUUUGUUAACAAACAAGAGUUUUUCGCUGAGUUUUUUCCGAUUUUUACUUUUUUCUCUAGAUGUAAAUAAAAAUGAGUUUACACAAAGCCAGGAUAAUAGCAUUUGAAGAAGUUUUGGAGGAAGAUGUUGUUGACAUUGAAAAGUUGAGAAAACUAGCAUUUAAUGGAAUACCUGAUGAAAAAGGCUUGAGGUCACUUGUGUGGAAAAUAUUACUGCUGUACCUUCCUCAUCAAAAGAGCUCAUGGAGAACAACCCUCAUUGAAAAAAGGCAACACUACAACCAUUACAUAAAUGAAAUAAUAGUCUCACCAGGAGGUCCAACCGACCAUCCACUAAACAUCAGCCCGGAUAGCUCGUGGAGUACCUACUUCAAGGAUAACGAAGUUCUGCUACAGAUUGACAAAGAUGUGCGGAGACUAUGUCCCGAUAUAUCAUUUUUCCAAUCCGCCACAGAAUUUCCAUGUGAAGAAAUAGUGAACAGUAACGGCGUAAAGAGAUUACAUAAAAGAGUUGAGCAGUCUGUCCUGAAGUACUCAACUUUAGAAAGACGAGGCCUCGGAGUUGCCAAGUUGAGCAACGAAAUCCGUCGGUCGGACAGCGUGCACAGCGGUGAUUACGCGCCUCUGAAUGAGGGCUGCGAGGCUCACUGGGAGGUGGUCGAGCGAAUGCUGUUCCUUUACGCCAAGCUCAACCCCGGCCAGGGGUACGUUCAAGGAAUGAACGAAAUUAUCGGACCCAUUUACCAUACCUUCGCCAUAGACCCCGAUAAGGAAUUUAGAAAACACGCUGAAGCGGACUGUUUCUUCUGCUUUACGAACUUGAUGGCGGAGAUCCGGGACUUCUUCAUACGCACCCUGGACGAGUCCACCAGCGGCAUCAACUAUGUCAUGACAAAACUCGCCGAUUGUGUGAAGAAAAACGAUCCUGCCGUCUGGAGUUUGCUAGAGUCGCAGGAAUUAAGACCUCAAUAUUACAGUUUUAGGUGGCUGACGCUGUUGCUCUCCCAAGAGUUUUCAUUACCAGAUGUGGAAAGAAUUUGGGAUUCCAUGUUUGCUGACGCACAAAGAUUUGAUUUUCUAAUAUAUAUUUGCUGUGCCAUGAUUUUGUUGGUAAGAAACGACUUGCUUAGUGGAGAUUUUGCCUCUAAUGUGAAACUGCUUCAAAACUUCCCACCGAUGGAUGUAUCUUUGAUUUUAAACAAAGCUGUUGAAAUAUCAAAUAAUCGAUAAAUAUUACUUUGAUUAUUCUUUACUAACUUUUUAUAUCCAAAUCUUUUAUAUUCAAGACUUAGAAUAUACUUUUAUUAUGCAUUUUA